AAAAAAUUGCUGUAUUGAGGUUACAUACAUUUGUAGGAUUGUGUGCUCAUAUCAGGCUGAUAAACCUUUGUCAAAUAGAACUACAGAUAGAACAAUGGACAUUUACAUUUACAUGAUUUCAAAACAUGUGAUUUAAUUUUCAAAACUAUCUUGUAAUCAGUAAAAAAUAAAUCUUGGAAAUAUGAGGAUUGUAUUAUUAUUUAUUGUUCUCUGCAUUUUGACCAUUGUGUAUGCCAAACAGAAAAAGCCUGACAUUGAUAAGCUACAAGCUCAACAGACUUUGAACGAACAGUUACUGGCGAUGGCUUUAGGCAGCAGUUUGUUGAACAAGGAUGUCAGGAAAAAAUUAGCAGACGAAGUUGGCAAGUAUGUUAUACACAGCGCAACGAAUUCAUUAGAUAAAUAUAAUAUUAGCAUGAACUGUGUGAAAGAUAUGGUGGAAUUUGUAAAAGGGAUUUUUGAAGCCGAACCUUGGGCCAUGCAAAUGUUGGAUUCUUAUGGGAAACUUCCAAGUGGUGUCUCAAGAGGAACAGUUGGUGCAUUAGGAGAUUAUGAUGCAUGCCUUCACGUAUCUGCUCAGAAUCAAAACAAAAUACAAUUUCAUGGAAAAUACUGCCUACUUAGUGUUUUGCCUCUGGAUAGUAAAGUUGGACUUUCGAAUUAUUUUAACAAUAAGUUCUUGCAGCCAAAUCAACAUUCCAGGAAACUCCUGCCUCAAACAGCUAUCUGCAUACCCUCGACAUGCAAUAGGAACGAUGUCCAAAAUCUGCUAUUGAAAAUAAUGCCAACACUUGGACUCGAUCUAAAGGUCAAAACAUGUGAAGCACUGAAUGAUGCGGUAAAAUUUACGACAUCGGAACUAUUUCUUAUAUUCUUCUUGUCUAUUCUAUUUGUGAUUGUAUUCGUCGCCACUGCUCUUCAUUUGGUACAAGAAUUUACUAAAGUAGAAAGUACAGAAAAAGAGGAGCAAAAUCAUGUCGGCACACUUCAACAUUUUUCACUUCUUAGAAAUGCUCAAAGAUUAUUUAAAAAAGAAAAUAAUCCCGAUUCCAUCAAAAUUUUUCAUGGUAUAAGAGUUUUAACAACUAUUUGGCUGAUCGCAAGUCACAUAGUCACUGUUAUGUACGAUCAAGCUUUCGGUGGUUUGCACAUAUUCUAUAGUUUGCGCCAUUCCAUCUGGGCUCAGCUCAUUCCUAGCUCUCAAAUAGCAGUCGAAACGUUUUUCUUUAUGAGCGCUGUUUUAUUGUCAUAUAAUAUUAUAAAGAACAAGGAUCGACCACUUUCUGUGAGUUUGGUUUUUCAAAGACGUUACAUAAGGACCACAAUACCUCAUGCCCUUAUGAUUGCUUGUAUCUGUCUCCUACCCUUCCUAAGCUCUGGUCCACUUUACAAAGAAAUUGUUGGUAACGAGGCUGAAAAAUGUAAACAACUUGGCUGGAUAAAUUUUUUUUACGUGCAAAAUUUUAUAUCAUCCCAGGAAAUGUGUAUGGCUUCUUCGUGGUAUUUGGCGGCAGACACUCAACUAUUUCUUUUAAGCCUUUUUAUUCUUGUACCAUACCGAAACAACUCUAGAACACUAAUUAAACUCAUAAUGAGCCUACUUGUUUUUGGAAUCUUUGGAAAGAUAUUAUGUACCAUUGUCUUUAAUUUACCACCCACAUCUCUGAUGUUAAACCCACAAUUAGAGAAUUUGAGCUACGUAUGGCGGCUGAGCUACUUUUCUCCGAUUUUUCAUUUGUCAACUUACAGUAUCGGAAUGAUUGUGGGUUACAUGUUAGCUUCUAACAGGGAAAUAAAGGUGCCAAAGAUGACUUCGACUAUCUUAUGGAUAGCUUCAAUUUUAAUUCAACUUACUAUUGUGUUUGGAGUGUAUGUUUGGAAUUCAAACGAAGAACCUCCCGGUUUAGUUCCUUCUUUGUUAUUUGGGGCAUCUCAUCGUAUUUUGUGGUCAUUAACAUUAGCAUGGAUUACAUUUUCAUGUCAAGCAAAUGAUAAAAAUGUAUGUUCAAGAAUUUUAGGUUCAGAAGCAUUCGUCCCCUUAAGUCGUAUUACCUACAUGGCGUAUCUCACGAAUUUUACGAUAAAGCAUUUUUACAUCGGAACAACAAGAAGUAUGAUAAUAUAUGAUUUCAGAACAAUGGGGAUUAUGGUGGUUGCACUUACUACAAUAACAUUCAUUGUAUCUGCUAUAUUGACUUUAAUCUUUGAAUCACCAUUUUUGAGUAUAGAAAAAGCUUUAUUAAAUAAACUCUCUGAAAAAAAGAAACUCAAGAAAGACACAGAACAUAAAGAUGAUUAAAAAAUAAUUAUUGCUUAACAUUUUAAUUUACGACCAAUUAGAGAUCGAAUUUCGUUUUGUACUUAUUUCAUAUGUAUUUUGAAUACAGUUGAAAUGCACGUUUUGUAUGGUAAAAUCUCUUAGAGACAAGCAAAUAAAUUAAUGUUGUUUCUCUA
Parasteatoda tepidariorum (common house spider) is the source of this 2454-nucleotide messenger RNA. NCBI's taxonomy places the organism in Eukaryota, Metazoa, Arthropoda, Arachnida, Araneae, Theridiidae. The record is from RefSeq and is a predicted model, not a curated record.